UGCUCUCGCUACCGAUUUCACCUCUUCCUUUACCUCUUCUUCUUCCUUCUUCUGUCCUGUUUCUUUUCAUCUUAUCUAUGGCGGAGAGUCCAAUUUAUAUUGCCUUAUGGCAUUUGUUGUCAGAUAUUCUUUGUGGUUAAGAUACUUGAGGCCAUGCCUGCUACAAAAAAAGAGUUCUGAUUGCAGUCACAUUGGCUAUGCAUUCGGUAAGUUGAUGAAGCAAAUUGGAAAUCCAGUUGAUUUUGAGCUGCCAGAUUGGUUUAAUAAGUGGAAGCCUACAUCCUACACCUUAAUAAGGCGCAACAUAUAUCUCACAAAGAAGAUUAAAAGGCGUCUUGAGGAUGAUGGCAUUUUUUGUUCUUGCACUUCAUCACCAGGUUCUUCUGUGUGCGGCAGAGAUUGCCACUGUGGGAUGCUAUUGUCUAGUUGCUCCUCAGGCUGCAGCUGUGGGAGUUCAUGCCUCAAUAAGCCAUUCCAACACCGACCUAUCAAAAAAUUGAAAUUAGUUCAGACCGAGAAAUGUGGGGCGGGCAUUGUGACAGAUGAAGAUAUUAAGCAUGGAGAGUUCGUAAUAGAAUAUGUGGGGGAAGUUAUUGAUGACAAGACAUGUGAGGAGAGGCUUUGGAACAUGAAGCAUCGCGGAGAAACCAACUUCUACUUAUGUGAAAUCAAUCGUGAUAUGGUAAUUGAUGCCACAUACAAGGGGAACAAAUCCAGAUAUAUAAACCAUAGUUGCUGCCCCAAUACUGAGAUGCAAAAAUGGAUAAUUGAUGGUGAAACAAGGAUUGGCAUAUUUGCAAUGCGGGAUAUAAAAAAGGGCGAGCAUCUGACUUAUGAUUAUCAGUUUGUCCAAUUUGGUGCAGAUCAAGAUUGUCACUGUGGUGCGGCUGGCUGCAGGCAAAAACUGGGGGUCAAACCUAGCAAGCCAAAGAUGUCAUCAGAUGCUGCACUAAAGCUAGUAGCAUGCCAGGUGGCAGUAUCCUCUCCUACAUUGAAGGCUGUGUUAUUUGGAAAAGAUAAUGGAGGUCUACCUGUUGGAACUUCUCGGCAUGCUCAUAAGCGACGACAGAUACGCUUGCGGUGCUGCAUUGGUGAAGUAAUAAAAAUAUCUCGUCCAAUGAAUGACAGGUCCUUUGGGAUUAUUAAACAAUUUGACAAGUAUUCGAAGAAGCACUUGGUCAUGUUUGAAGAUGGUGUCGUGGAAUUUCUUGAUAUGUCGAAAGAGGAUUGGGAGCUUGUAACUUUGUAAGGUCAAUUACGGGUACUAUUGUUAAGAAGAUAAUGGUGGCGGAAAGCCUAAUUGGCCAUGAAAAUGCCCAGCUUUGGCUGCUGUGUUUUAGAGCAAUGCCCAUCCUUGCAAGGGGUCUCUCUAUUAUGUUGUUUUUCUUUCUUUUUUCUGCAUUCAGUCGGAUAAAAGCCUAUCAGUGCUCUUUUAAUUGUUCUAUCAUGCUUGAGUCCAAGUCAGGACAGGCUAGAGCUUGAGCCUAGGCCCUCGACACUUGCACAUGGUUGAGAAGGUUGAGGAUGGAUGUUGUAUCAAAUGUAGUUUCCUAUUCUUUUCUAUGUCAAUAAAAUACCUUUGUGAAAUUAUACUAUGAACCCAUUGACAUUUGUCAACCAAUUACGGCCAUUAUGUCUCCCUAAUUGGCUGAUUAAUGCCCUUUGCCCUACUUUAAUUAUCAACUGGAGAAUUUGCCUUGCUACGUUUGGGA
Molecule: messenger RNA, 1712 nt
Organism: Durio zibethinus
Lineage: Eukaryota; Viridiplantae; Streptophyta; Magnoliopsida; Malvales; Malvaceae
Source: RefSeq, a predicted model, not a curated record